Messenger RNA from Musa acuminata AAA Group (dessert banana), 2362 nucleotides. RefSeq lists its product as uncharacterized. Bases 388 to 771 code for a protein of 127 amino acids. The record is from RefSeq and is a predicted model, not a curated record. The transcript is spliced from 6 exons. Lineage: Eukaryota; Viridiplantae; Streptophyta; Magnoliopsida; Zingiberales; Musaceae.
GCCAUGAUCGCGAUUCAACAGUGGCGGUCUAAUGCCCAGCCAGACUGCUGCCUAUGACUCGUAACGUGCACCUCUUUUCUAGGUUUUGACGUCCCGAAAGCCACCACCGUCGUCGUCAUCUACAGCCGGCGGAUUCCACAGCGCCAGUGGCCCGCCACGUAACAGUAGCAUAUAACGGGGCGCGUUCGAUUAUUACAACCACACCUCACCGCUGCGAGCUAUUUGCUUUCCACGGCCACGUAUCACUUUGGUAGGCAGAGACAACGAUGCAUGCCCCAAUUGCAGCCGAUAGCUUCGUGAUCGGAGGCAGUGUCAUUGCAAUCGCCCAGAUGCGUCUGAUCGAAUUGAGCAUUUGUCGCUUGUCCUUGUUGUGGAUGUCAAAGUCUGAUGGUGCCAUUGUCACCUUCGCAACGGGAUAAGACCAUCAUCUUUGUGCGCAGUAGCCGAGGAGGGAGCUUUUGGGAGCCAGCUUACCCACAUUUCGGUACAUGGUCAGAGUAUGAUACAGUUGGAACAUCUGUUAAAGCUGCUAUAGUUUAUCUGGGAACUGCAUUGGUAAAGCUUAUUUGCCUAGCAACAUUUCUUAAAGUACCAGAGAAUGAUAACUUUGAUCCUUAUCAGGAACUGCUCAAAGCAUUAAUUGGAUUUAUAGAUGUUGCCAGACUUUAUUUUGCAUUGGCACAAUUGACUCACAGAAACAUUUCUCAGAAUCAUAAGUUCCAGGCUGUUGGUCUUGAUGAUGGACAUGUAUUCUACAAUUUCCACCAAUGAGGCAUCUGAACAAAGAAAUCUCAGGACACAUUUGAAACAAGGUUUUUAUUAUCGUUUUAGAAUCCUAAGAAGAUUUCAAUUUUGCCAAUUCCACACUUAUGGCAGUUUCAAUGGCUUUAUCUGUUUUUAAAUCAAGUUUCAGCAAUUCUGGCCAACACAAAAAAUAAAUUAAGAUAUUUUGACAAUUCUAGUAAGGUGGAAACUUUUCUGAAUUUUAAUUUGCACUCUUCAUCAAAAAAAAAAAAAAAAAAAAAAUCCAUGCAAAUAUCACAAAGAACAUAAAUGAAAUAAGCCUGGAAGCUUAAAGUGAAGGUGGAUUGAUUUAGCAAUUCCCUAUUGAGAACCCACUCACUGAAACCCAUGCUAACUUUAUUUGUUUAUGGUGCUUAAAACUUGAAGAAAAAAGGAAACUCAUACUAAGGGUGUUCACGCUUUGGAUAACAAAUAGGAGUGUCUGUGGAAAAAUUGGCUUCUAUAGGAAGGGGAGAUGGAGAGGAAAUUGCAUUCGGUAUCAUUUCUCUCCCUAGUUAGAAUGCAAUGGCUUAUGGCAUGCUAUCAUCUAGUAAUGAAGCACCCACUGAAAUCAAGUUGUGGUUCAGAUCCUCUGUUUUAGUUCCAAGAACCUCUUGAACUAAGAAUUUUCAUUUCAAUUACUCUAUAUGAGAGCCCACAGAAUCAUGAUCCUAACAGUGCCAGCAUUUCAACAAAAAACAAAUCUGUAAUUUCCCAACUAUUUAGUGUAUACUACAUGGAUCCUUUUCUGCCUAAUAGGGCCAUCAUUUAAUCCUUGAUAUUCUAUCUAUACAAUAUACUCUGGUUCUUUAGCUCAGAAAUCAUGCAUACCAUACGUAGAUACCAACCAAGGAAAUCCACAUUUACCUUUGUAACAAAUAUAAAUUUAUCAAAUAGGUUUUUCCCAUGUGGACUUUGUUCCUUCUUUUUGAUAGUCAGCAGUGUUCAUGCUUAAAUGUGUUCCUAUAAUACCCUUGGGUCACAAUUUAAUUAGAAUGAUAAAAAAGCACUCUCCUUCAAGGAUUGAAAUUAAUGUGUUUUAUACUCGAGGAAUGGAAAGUUUACCUUCUAAGUUUGUCAAAUCUGCUGUUAGAACUGAAAAACUGAAGUUCCAAAACUGUCCUGAUGACCUGAUUGAAUCUCUUGAUGAUGCAACACCAUCUCCUCCUAGUUGCAAUCCAUAAAUUAGUCACAGCAUCAAGAUUCAAUUUCAAAGAAAGUAGUUAUCACAUAUGUAUUUAUAUACAAGAUCAUAAUGUGAUUUCAAUGAAAAGUUAAUCCUUUGUUGCUUCAGAUCAGAUUGAUUUGACUAUGUGUUACUUACCUAGCAAUGCAAAUUAUACUAGCUUGCCAAUAAGUUUAUGAAUGCCAAAUGAAAGUUGUCACAAGACAGCACAUGCCAAAUGAAAGUUGCCAAAAGAAACUUGUGGAGAAGGAAGUCAUGAUGAAUGUCACAACCAGUUAUAGUGAAACAGCAACUUAGACUAUCUUGCAAUAGAAAUUAUCAAAUUGAAUCUCUUUGACUUUCUCUUAAUAUUGUUUUUAGCAAUUGGAAUAAAGAAAAAACUUUUUAUCCGAA